ACUCUCCAAUCAAAAUCAGCAAACAAGCCAACGCCUCCGUCAUUCCUCCCCAAUCCCAAUCCGCCAGAGAUUCAGAGAGCGGAAACAGCCACUCGGGUAGGAACACUCUGGAAGCUUCGAGAAGCCUCCCGCACGGAGACAUGGAGACAGACGAGCAGAAGCCGAGGCCCGACCAGCUCCUCCUCGCGCUGCGCUGCUCCAAGGCGUCGCUCCUCCUCUCCUCCCUCCGCCACCCACCACGCCCGACGACGAGCCGCCGGAGUUCCUCCUCCUCCUCCUCCGUGGAGUUCGAGCUCCGGAACGCGCGCCUCAUCGACGUCGACCUCGCGGCCGCACGGCGCGAGGCCACCGGAAACACGCGAACAUCCGCUACCGAGCUUCUCCUCGUCAUCGCUCUGGCCCCACUCAUCCUCCUCUUCGUCGCGCUUCUACUAGCGGCAGCGGCCGUGUAGGCGGCGGCGCGCGUAAGGGAUCGCUUGAUCCGCGUGCCAAUUGCCGACGUCGUGAGGUUAUGCGGCGACAAAAUCCAGUGACGCUGUGUUUAACUUCCCCUUCAUGGACUCCGUAAGUUGCCGCUGUUGUAUUGCUUUUCAAUCGAGAAGGGAACAGGUACGGGAAUUGUGUUUUGGGCCUGCUCAUCCAUCAGUUUUGGUGGGAUCCAUAGAUGUGCGUUACGUGUUCGAUCAAAUGCUUGCUCGUCUGUAGAUGUCUGUACAAAGCAAGGCCUCGUUGUAGUGGUAAUUAGGAAUGAAACCAAAUCAUGCCGUAAGAGACGAUGGCUGUCUCAUUCAGUUACAUCAAUUUGCUCUUUCUGAUUGAUGCAUAUGCAGAAAUAAUGCACGGAUAUAUCCCUUGCAGCGUUAUUGCCAUGAAUCAUAGAUUGUGAAAUUGUGAAGUUGCUAGUAUAUGAUUUUGCUUUGAAGUGAAACAUGAAGACAUGCCGUAAGAGACGAUGGCUGUCUCCUUCAGUUACA
Molecule: messenger RNA, 974 nt
Organism: Lolium perenne
Lineage: Eukaryota; Viridiplantae; Streptophyta; Magnoliopsida; Poales; Poaceae
Source: RefSeq, a predicted model, not a curated record